This is a messenger RNA of Penicillium salamii, 465 nucleotides long. The record is from the annotation of a GenBank genome assembly. NCBI's taxonomy places the organism in Eukaryota, Fungi, Ascomycota, Eurotiomycetes, Eurotiales, Aspergillaceae.
AUGUCGCUCGUGUCCGGCGAGAAGACGAACUUCCAGUUCAUCUUGCGUCUGCUCAACACCAACGUUGACGGCAAGCAGAAGAUCAUGUACGCGCUGACCCAGAUCAAGGGUGUCGGUCGCCGUUACUCCAACCUGGUCUGCAAGAAGGCCGAUGUGGAUCUCAACAAGCGUGCUGGUGAGCUCACCACCGAAGAGUUGGAGCGCAUCGUCACCAUCCUCCAGACUCCUACCCAGUACAAGAUCCCCACCUGGUUCCUUAACCGACAGCGCGACAUCACCGAUGGCAAGGACACCCAGGUUGUCUCCAACAGCCUCGACUCCAAGCUCCGUGAGGACCUUGAGCGCUUGAAGAAGAUCCGCUCCCACCGCGGUCUCCGUCACUACUGGGGCCUCCGUGUCCGUGGUCAACACACCAAGACCACUGGCCGCCGCGGUCGCACCGUCGGUGUCAGCAAGAAGAAAUAA